GCCGCAGCAUAGUUCCGUCAGAGUUCUCGCGGAGAAACCAGCGUCUCGCUGGAAACCUUACGGUAGACAUGAUGAACCCGGCUGCCGAUGUGCUCGUCGCGCCGCAUGGCGUUGCACGAACAGAGACCAACCCCAAAGUGUCGUAUGUCUGCGUUGCCAAGUAGGGGACAAAUCGCGAGGUAUAAAGUCUACCUGGAAACAGAGGCAGACCUUAGUGGCUCCUCAGCACAUCACUCCCGCCUUCUAAGCACAACCAGGAUGCGAAGCUUUGCUGCUGCCGUUUCUUUCGUUGCGCUUGCGCUCCCCGUUGCUACGCAACAGAUUUAUGAUAUUUAUGCCACGGUGUGGGAUAGGUCCCAGCUGUUCACCUACACAAACUUGGGUAACAACCCCAUCAACUUUGUCACGCCUGGCGCUAUCGGUGAGGCUGAUAUUGUCGUCAACGAUGCCCAAGUCUACCAGACCAUUGUCGGCCAUGGCGCUGCGCUUACCGAUUCGUCUGCAUCACUCUUGAACAAUGUCAAGACCUCGGAUGCAGCGACCUACUGGUCCAUUCUCGGAUACCUUUUCGAUCCUACUGACGGAAAUGGCGGCGCCGGUCUCUCCUACAUUCGCGUCCCGCUCGGUGCCUCUGACUUUUCCGCAUCUGUCUACAGCUACGAUGAUGCCGCUGGCGAUACUUCUCUCACCCAGUUCAAUAUCAACAAAGCCCCGUCUUAUGUGUUCUCGGUCCUCAACGACAUCCAAAGCAUCAACCCGUACUUGAAAAUACACCUCUUGCCCUGGUCUCCGCCCGGCUGGAUGAAGGACAGUGGCACCAUGAACGGAGGCAACUUCCUCAGCCAGUACAUCAGCGUUUACGCCGAAUAUCUCUUGAAGUGCUUACAAGGCUUCCAGAGCCACAGUAUCACUGCUUACGCUAUCGGCGUUCAGAACGAGCCGGAAAACAACGACUCGACCUAUCCUAGUGCGAUCGUCACUGCAUCGCAGGAAGCCCAGGUUGCGACUGCACUCCGGACAUUGAUGAACAACAACGGCUUCACGAGUACUAGGAUCGUUGGCUAUGACCACAACUGGAAUGAUGCCGGAGGCUAUCCAGUUCAGAUCAUGCAACAAGCUCCAAACGCAUUUUCUGGAGUCGCUUUCCAUUGCUACUCGGGUAAUGUCACUCAGCAGGAUACGUUCCACAACCAGUUCCCGAGCAAGGAGAUAUACUUCACUGAGUGCACUGGAACCUACGGCAGUGACUGGUGGAGCGAUAUCAAGUGGUACAUGGACAACCUGUACAUCGGCUCGGUUACACACAACUCCAUGGCUGUCCUCAUGUGGAAUCUCGCGCUCGAUGGCAACGGUGAUCCCGAAACACCCGGCUCCAACUCGUGCAGCCCACCCUGCCGCCCGGUCGUGACGAUCUCGGGCACGAGCUACACAGUGAACCAGGAGUUCUACGCGAUGGCCCAGGCGAGCAAGGCGAUCGUGCCCAAGGAUGUGAACGGGCCCUUCGGGCAGCGCAUCGGCGUCACCGUCGGCGGGACCCUCGACUGGGCUCUGGUCGUCGGUGCGUACGUCACGGCGCGCGUGAACCCGACCGACUGGCUGCGGUACUCCCUCGUGGUGCUCAACUGGGACGACAGCGCAAGCACAACCUGGAACCCGCAGCCCGUGACGGCGACGAUCGAGUUCCGCGGCAUGCAGGCGUCGUACACGUUCCCCGUCGGCGUCACGACGCUCUGGUGGUACGCCCCUGCGACCAGCAGCUCGCAGGGCACCUUCAUGAACGCAACAGCCGAGACAGAGCCCAUGCCUGCGAGCAUGAACAUCGCUGUCGAGGAGCAGGCGCCCAUGAUCUGGGGCACGGGCCACUGAUAUCGAUAAACCCCCAUCCC
Messenger RNA from Phanerochaete carnosa HHB-10118-sp, 1886 nucleotides. Its product is annotated as glycoside hydrolase family 30 protein. Gene Ontology annotation, biological process: glucosylceramide catabolic process. NCBI's taxonomy places the organism in Eukaryota, Fungi, Basidiomycota, Agaricomycetes, Polyporales, Phanerochaetaceae. Gene Ontology annotation, molecular function: glucosylceramidase activity. The record is from RefSeq and is a predicted model, not a curated record. The transcript is spliced from 13 exons. The coding region runs from base 259 to 1866 and encodes 535 amino acids.